Molecule: messenger RNA, 819 nt
Organism: Caenorhabditis bovis
Lineage: Eukaryota; Metazoa; Nematoda; Chromadorea; Rhabditida; Rhabditidae
Source: the annotation of a GenBank genome assembly
AUGUGGCAAUGGCAACUAUUUAUUGAGGACAUUUCGCAAGGUGCCGAGCGUUUCGCGGUGCCUGUCUUUUUGAAUGCCGACAUGCGAGUUGAUUUGGACGUGUUUCGGCAUUUCGCUUACGCUCCUAGGCUUAUUGAUUCGAAUGGACAUAUAAGGAGUCGAAAGUCUUCGCCAACAUUUGCUUGUUCUUGCAAUGGCGGCUGCGAUGAUGGCUGUGAAUGCUCCUCAGGAAUAUACACGAAUGCAUCAUUGAUUUCAGUAGGGACUGUCGACGAUAUGGAAGUUUUGAUGUCAGACAUCGUUCGUGAAUGCAAUGAAACUUGCGAAUGCGCAUUAUGGUGCGGAAAUAGAGUAGCUCAAAAGGGCGCAAUUUAUCCAGUCGAGAUAUUCUCGCGUGAUUCGAUUUGUGGCUGGGGUGUGAGAGCAUCACACCAAAUACCAUUCGGCGCCUAUAUCGGUGAAUACACCGGAGAAUUGCUGAGCGAAGACGAGGCCGCGUCGCGCGAUUCAACAUUUCUUUUCGAGACCCGAAUCGGUUCGGAGAUUUACACAAUCGACGCGAAAUAUACGGGAAACUAUACGCGCUUUAUCAAUCAUAGUUGCAAUCCUAAUGUCAAGGUGGCCAAUGUGAGCUGGGAUUUUGAAGAGAACGAGCUCAUUCACAUGUGUUUCUACACCAGCAAGACCAUUGAGAAGCACGAGGAGCUUACUAUAGAUUAUGGAUCGGCUUGGUGGAACAAUAAGAUGUUCAAUUGCCUGUGCAAUUCGAAGCAAUGCCGCUAUCAGGGUGACAUUGAAAAACUCGCGCAGCUCAUCUGA